AUGGUGACUCACCAUAGGGCGAGGUGUGCGGCUCUCCUGCGACUUCUGGAGUCUUCUGAUGAAUGGGUUAAAAGCCAUGAUAUUCUUUUGUUCUGGCAAGUGAAACCUGUUGUUCAUGUCUUUCAGCUUAGUGAGGAGGGACUAUGUGAGGAAUUAACUGCGGAUGGCCAGUUGUCUAGCUUUAAUGAAUGGAUCCUACCAGCUAAGGAAUUUGAUGGCAUGUGGGAAAGCUUAAACUAUGAAUAUGGCCUAAAGCAGCGGUUAUUGUGUUAUGCAGCUAGUGCAUUACUUUUUACUGAAAAGGGUGUUGAUCCUUUCCUUGUGUCAUGGAAUCGGUUGCAAAGCUUUUCCAAAAAAUUCAAGAAAUGGUGGAGGAAGAACGCAAUCCGGUAUUUGCUCUAA
This is a messenger RNA of Hibiscus syriacus, 402 nucleotides long. RefSeq names its product pachytene checkpoint protein 2 homolog. The transcript has 5 exons. The record is from RefSeq and is a predicted model, not a curated record. Gene Ontology annotation, biological process: reciprocal meiotic recombination; meiotic recombination checkpoint signaling. Gene Ontology annotation, cellular component: chromosome; nucleus. Lineage: Eukaryota; Viridiplantae; Streptophyta; Magnoliopsida; Malvales; Malvaceae. The coding region runs from base 1 to 402 and encodes 133 amino acids.